Molecule: messenger RNA, 3795 nt
Organism: Anguilla anguilla (European eel)
Lineage: Eukaryota; Metazoa; Chordata; Actinopteri; Anguilliformes; Anguillidae
Gene: rnpepl1
Product: arginyl aminopeptidase like 1
Exons: 11
Coding region: 967-3042 (691 amino acids)
Biological process (GO): proteolysis
Molecular function (GO): zinc ion binding; metalloaminopeptidase activity
Source: RefSeq, a predicted model, not a curated record
CCGCCCCCUCCGCAAGCGCCCCGCAUACUCUGCCAAAGCAAGGACACCAGUAUCUCCUGGGCGACGAGGAAACAACCGUGAAUAAAGGUCAUAUAUUGUGUAACACUCUCUGGGGACUGCGCUUACCGGCACACGAAAGGAUACUCGUCAAUAUAGAAAGUAUCACAUUCACACAUUGGGAUAGCCUACUUUUCCCCUUCCUCUCCGUUCCAAGUGUCAAACUGCGUGGUAGGCUACAACAAAUUUGAAAUGUAACGCUAUACAUGCCUGCCGGGAUACAUGAGUUACAGUCAGCUGGAUGCAGCUUUCACUCCGAAACAAUGGGCAGAUGUUGAUUUGGUUUUGGGCACCACUGUCCAUCGCUAAAUUUAAUUGUUGAUGGACAAUAAAUUUAACAGCUGCGGGACAGAGAUCAACCUCCCCUGGGUCGCCUCUGUAGCGCCCCCCUACAGCCCGAAAACUUUCCUCUCUCGAAGUGAUUUCCUCCCCUGUUUUUACUUCCUGUUUUCAACGGGAGUCACUUAGCUCAGCUCCUUUCAUUUCAACUUUUGCUCCUCUUUACCGUACUCUGCUUUUUCUUAUAUUAAUCCUUAUCUGCUGUCGCUUCUUUUCGACAAAGUUGCUCGAACUAAAUCUCUUCGUCUCUUCUCUCGAUUUUUUUACGGACAGAAGAAAAUGUUGGACUCGAUUUUAACUUCGGCCCAGAUGGAUUUUACGUAGAUCUUGUUUUUAUUUUAAAAUAUGGACCGUACUUUACAUCUUGUGACACUUUCUAAAAAAGAUUCGUUUUCUUCUCUGCUAGGCUUGUCCACCUUCGAUCAUUCACUAGCAACAUAGAAACCUAGCAAGCUAGAUAGCUACCUCUCCUUUGCCGACUUACAGUUUGCACCAUAUUCUAUUUGUAAUACGUUUUGAUACCGUUGUUAGCUUUUUACUUUUUUAAUUUAUUUCUUUUCGAAAGUUAUUAUGGCUGACUUCCAGCGUCCAACGUUGUGCUGUUGCCGGAAGGUGCUGACGGUGCCCAGCAAGUCGUGUGAGGGUGGCCGGGGGAUGGGACACUGUCACCGGGUCGACAUUGCUUCGGCGUCCAACUUCCAUAGCUUUAAGCUCCGUCAUUUCCACCUCGACCUCCGCCUCAAUUUUGCAAUAAAGGAAAUGACGGGUUGGCAGGUUCUAGAACUGGUACCAGUCCAGCCCGGGGUGCAAACUCUGGUUCUGGACACACACCCGUCCCUGCUCAUCCAUUCCAUAGACUGCAAGGUGCCCGGAACUGCCGGCGCCCCGGACACCUCUCUUUCACUUACCUACCGGGUGGACCCUUUCACCGAUUACGGUUCUUCACUCAACAUCAGCCUCCCGGCCGCUGUGAUCCGACCACACCGGGCGUUCCAGAUCACCAUCCGCUACACUACGACAGACGGCCCUGCGAUAUGGUGGCUGGAUGCGGAGCUGACCUGUGGACAGACUCGGCCCCUGGUCUUCACUCAGGGACACUCUGUGUGCAACCGCUCCUUUUUCCCAUGUUUCGACACACCGGCUGUCAAAAGCACCUACUCCGCCACCGUCCGAGUGCCAGAGGGGGUAACGGUGCUCAUGAGUGCUUCGCACAGUGCAUACUCCAAAAGGGACAGGGUCUUCCAGUUCUCCAUGGAGUUCCCCGUUCCGGCGUAUCUGGUGGCGCUUGUAGCAGGAGACCUGCAGCCUGCCGAUAUUGGCCCCAGGAGUCGGGUAUGGGCGGAGCCCUGUGUGCUGACUUGUGCUGUCAGUAAGCUAGGUGGCAGUGUGGAGCGCUGGCUGGGUGUUGCAGAGGGGCUGUUCGGACCAUACGUUUGGGGCAGGUAUGACAUCGUGUUCUUACCACCCUCGUUCCCCAUUGUUGCCAUGGAGAACCCCUGCCUGACGUUCAUCAUCUCUUCCAUACUGGAGAGUCAUGAGUUUCUGCUGAUCGAUGUCAUCCACGAGAUCGCCCACGGCUGGUUCGGGAACGCUGUCACCAACGCCACCUGGGAGGAGAUGUGGCUGAGUGAGGGACUGGCCACCUACGCACAGAGACGCAUCACUACAGAGGCCUAUGGUGAGGCCUUCACCUGCUUGGAGACGGUGUUCCGCCUGGACGCUCUGCACAGACAGAUGCGGCUGCUGGGGGACAACAACCCCGUCAGCAAGUUGCAGGUCAAGUUUGAGCCAGGUGUGAACCCCAGUAGUCUGAUGAACUUGUUCACUUAUGAGAAGGGCUUCUGCUUUGUGUCCUACCUGUCCCAGCUGAGUGGGGACAUAAAGCGCUUUGACAGCUUCCUAAGGGCCUAUAUCGAGCAGUUUAAGUUCAGCAGUGUUGUGGCCCAGGACCUGCUGGAGUUCUUCCUGGGCUUCUUCCCUGAGCUGAAGGAGGGCUGUGUGUCCCAGAGAGAGGGACUUGAGUUUGAGCGCUGGCUGAACGGGUGUGGCCCUCCCCUGUGUGAGCCGGACCUCUCUGCCGGGGGGGUGCUGACUGGCCCGGUCCAGCAGCUCUGUGAGCUGUGGGGGUCUGACCCCCCCGAUUCCCAGGCCAUUGCGACCUUCGACCUCACCUCCUGGAGCACCUUCCAGACAGUACUGUUUCUGGACCGACUGCUGGACCGAUCUCCCCUCUCCCACGAGGUGAUGACCCGCCUGUCAUGCUGCUACUCUACACUAUUGGAUGGCAUGAACGCGGAGGUGCAGAUUCGCUGGCUGCAGAUCGUGGUUCGGAACAGCUUCUAUCCCGACCUGCCCCGAGUCCGCAGCUUCCUGCACAAACAUACAUCUCGCAUGUACACGGUGCCUCUCUAUGAGGACCUGUGCUCAGGGGUGAUGAAGUAUUUUGCGGUGGAGGUGUUCUACCAGACCCAGGCCCGUUUACACCCCAACCUGCGCCGGACCCUCCAGCAGAUCCUGUACCAGACCAGCGCUGUCCCCACCGGGGCCACCCCACCGCUGCUGCCCCCGCCCGCCACGGCCCCCGCCUCCGCCGACCCCCCCGCUGCCGGAACCAUCGCCCUGCGAGACGUCAACGUGUCUGCCUGAGAGAGCCGCGGACGGACAGACAGACACGCGUACGCUGGAAGAGACAUGGUGAUGCUGACUGGUCCUGGAGUAGGAGCAGAAUAGGACUGAACCUGGCUGAAGUAUUAAGUCUGGUCUGAAGGAGACUGGACCCGGGGGGGAGGAAAGAGACCACUGCGCACACUCAAGGAGGCGCACACGCAUACGCAAGCAGUGGUUUAUUUAAUGUUGUUUUGGCAUGUCCGAAUUAUGUAAGCUAACUGUUGAAGCUGCUCUGGGGCAAGCAACAGACAGAUGAUCUGCCUUUCUGUCUGUCUGUUUGUCCAUCUUUCUGUUUAGCAGUUUGUCCGUGCCUGUCUUUGUAUAUAUGUAUGCAUGUCUCAAAAGUGCCCAGGCAAAGCCCUUGAGCUGGAUUGUGUGUGUGCGUGUGUGCCUGUGUGUACGUGUGUGUGUGUGUGUGUUGGUGUGCUUGUAUGAGAAACCCUGGAACAGUUCAUACCCAUCAACAGUAGCUGGACCCAACUGGGUUAGAUUGUCUGUUGACUGCUUGACUUGAUACUAGUGAAUUGUUGGUCAAUGGACUGGACCAUGUUUAGACUCAUGCAUUGCUUUAACUUGACUGGACCAGGUUCAGAACCAACUUCCAGUCUCUCAGUUAAAGUGACAGUGUGAGUCAGUGACUUGAGGUACUUCUGCUCAGAGCAUAUUUUGAGAGAAGCGUUAUGUAUGAAUAUGUCCCUUCCUAGGGCAGAUUCGAUAAAGAAAUCAGUGACA